AUGACGGGUAAAGGUGAAUAUGUUGGUGCUGGGUCUGAUAUUGAGUUCUGGGGGCCUUUGAGAAAUAGAACAAUUCGAGAUAGUUUUGAAGGCAUUUCAUGUCUUUCAAAACUUCUUGAAGACUUUUAUGAAUCAAAGGGAGAAGAAUGUAGCAUAAUUGAAGCAGCUAUACAAACUAGCCGCAAGACAUUUGUCAAUAGUGGUGUGAUUGACUCUGCGCUCAACCAAAAUUGUGUAAAGGAGGCACAUAACAUCAGAUUACAGAUUCAGGUUGAUGAGAACCACAACAUUGGGCAGAGCUACUCUCCAAUCUAUAAGGAUUUAUUUGGGAAGGUUAUUGUUUUCUUUGAGCACAAGCUCGACAACAAGAGAUGGCUGCUUGCUCUUGUCCAGGUAUAUGCCAUCCAUGAAACAAAUGGAAUUUCUGUCGUGACAAAUGUACCUGCAAAGUCAAAGGUUGUUCAUCUAGCUGAUAUAAAAGAGCUGUUUGGCUUGGUGGUGUCUACAGCCACUAAUGAAUGGUAUAUUGUCUGGCCAAAACUGAACCAUGAGCCAAAAUUGUUGCUUGGUUGUCAUGUAGACAUAUAA
Molecule: messenger RNA, 588 nt
Organism: Phycomyces blakesleeanus NRRL 1555(-)
Lineage: Eukaryota; Fungi; Mucoromycota; Mucoromycetes; Mucorales; Phycomycetaceae
Exons: 1
Coding region: 1-588 (195 amino acids)
Source: RefSeq, a predicted model, not a curated record